Molecule: messenger RNA, 1804 nt
Organism: Platichthys flesus (European flounder)
Lineage: Eukaryota; Metazoa; Chordata; Actinopteri; Pleuronectiformes; Pleuronectidae
Exons: 10
Coding region: 358-1635 (425 amino acids)
Source: RefSeq, a predicted model, not a curated record
CGGUGUGACGCACUUCCGAUGCACUUCCUUUAGAGUCCGGCGGCAGAAUCACCGAAGUGGAUCCUCCAGAAUGAGAGGAGAGGUGUUCUGACCCGGUUCCGUCCUCAGCCGCUCGGCUCCCAGCAGCACCAGUCACUUCUCACUGGUUCGGACAAACCAGUUGAUGGGUUCAUUUCAGUUCCUCAUCACUAAUGGAUCCAGGUUAGAAUCGUAGAAACGUUAGCUCGUUAGCUCGCUAGCUCCUCUGUGCUGGUUGUUAUCUCCGGCUGCUCCCAGGAAUCUGCCCCCGGUGCCGGGUGACAUGAGACCGGGUGCGACGCGCCUUUAGAGCCGGGGCCAGGUGAACCACUGGAGGCCAUGGACGAGCCGGUACCCACCAGCCCCUGCUCGUCGGAGCCGGACAGUCCCGGAGGACUGAACCGAGGAUGUCUGCUCGACCCGGCGGACCUGCUGUACCACGAGCUGUCCGUCAUCGUCCCGGAGACCCCGAGUCCACAGCUCGGCAAACGGAGAAGACGUGGGCCAAUCACAGAGGAACGUUUCAGUCCUCUGGCGGGGGGGGGCUCGUGGGGACGACCAGAACCAUCGCUCAGCAGUGAACAAGGGUCCAAACGCAGGCGGCUGGCAGCAGCCAUGGGAAACCGGAGGGUUCUGUUUGUUCCUGCUUCAUCUCUGAGAGCUAUUCCACCGGGCAACCCGCUGUCGACUGCACCCUGUUUCUCCUCAUCUUCAUCCUCAUCUUCAACUUCAUCGUCAUCUUCAUCGUCAUCGUCAUCGUCGUCCUCCUUCCUCGCCCCAGCAUUAGAGGAGGGUGAGGUGUCUUUGACGGUGCCAGGCUCCCCAGGAGAAGUCAGAACUGGUUCUCUCAGCCAGUUGAGGAGGAGGAGCGUGACUCCGGCUCCCUCGUCCUCCUCCUCGUCCUCCUCCUCCUCGCUGCCGGCCUCUGACUCUCUGUCCUUCCUGACGGCAGAGGAGAGGAGAUGGCUGAACGGAGGAACCACUCCAGCAGGUGCGACACAGGCAGUGGAGGAGAUCAUCAUCAGUGACGAUGACGAGGGCAUGGUGCGCGCGGUGCAGCUGGAGGAAGAUGAGUCGUUUGCACAGAGCCUGCAGGCCCAGUUCGACCGAGAGGAGGUGCACAGCAGACACCAGCACCACCAGCACCACCAGCAGAGCCACCACAGGUUUUAUUCCCACAUGGAGCCCAGCUGGAUGUCCCAUGUGCUGGCUGCAGUGACCCCCCCUGCUGGCUUCGAAGAAGGUGUGAUGGGUCAGCAGAGAGGACGGGGGCGGAGCCGAGGGAGGAACGCCAUGCCCGAGGACCCUCAGGGAAACGACUACGAGGCUCUCCUGGCGUUCGAGGAACGUCAAGGUGCCGUUGUGUCGAACAAGUUGACGCGAAGGCAAAUCCAGAGAUUUCCCACCAAAACCUUCCAGUCGGCCUUCAGCGCUGGGAACACCACGUGCCAGAUCUGUUUCUGUGAAUACACCGAGCGGGAGAAGCUGAGGAUGCUGCCGUGUUUCCAUGACUAUCACGUCCAGUGUAUCGACCGGUGGUUGAAGGAUAACACCACCUGUCCCAUCUGCAGAGUGAACCUGGCUGAUGCUGACUGCUCCGCCCCCCCGACCCUCUGAAGGCCGGGCUCAUGGUCACCUCCUGCCUCUACCAGUGACUUGAAGACCUGAGUGUCACUGUAGCUUGUGUCUGAUGGAGGACGACUCGUCAACUUGUCUUUUUUACACUUUUAUUUAAAUGUUUUAUGUCAUUGCUGAUUUUACAGGAAUAAAACGAUAAAACCUCGAA